Molecule: messenger RNA, 234 nt
Organism: Pneumocystis carinii B80
Lineage: Eukaryota; Fungi; Ascomycota; Pneumocystomycetes; Pneumocystales; Pneumocystaceae
Exons: 2
Coding region: 1-234 (77 amino acids)
Source: RefSeq, a predicted model, not a curated record
AUGGUUGGAAAUAUUACUAAUGAAAUAAUCACUGUACCAACAUUGUUUGAUCUCGGUCCUAAUGAAAUUUCACAUGAAGUUUCUCUUAAUGAGUUAAAGCAUAUUCAUAAUGAUAAGAAAAAAGAGAUCAAUCUAAAAUCAAAUGCUUUUUAUAAAAAACCAUGUCUUAUUUUUUCAAAUCUAGUAUCUCUCAAACACACUAUAUCAGCAGCAGAUACUUAUGCAAAAAAAUAA